AUGGAGAAUAUUAAAAAGGGUAGUAAUAUCUCUCUCAUGAAUUUGCCUGAAUCCACUUUGGAAUGCAUUCUGAAACGGCUUUCACCAAUAGAACUCAUUAAAAUGUCUGAAGUGUGUACAUCUUUGAGGGAUAGAUGUAGAAGUGAUCAUUUGUGGGAUAACCACGUAAAGAAGAAAUGGGGCAGAAUCAUUGGUGAUGUUGCUUACAAGGAGUGGCAAUGGCAUAUAACAACAGCAAAGGAGGAAGUAAACAACUUAAACCAACAUAGCAAAGAGAAUGGAUCAUUGGGGUCUUUCAGUGUUGUUUGGCCUUUGCUAUGCAUUGGAUCAUAUUUAGAAGAGUGUAAGCAUCUUAAUAGCUCAUUGUCAAAUAACUCUAUGAUGACUUUGUAUUUGUCUCUAGAGAAUGGCAAGUUCUGGUUUCCAGCUCAAGUCUACAGGGGAUUAUUGGUUACCCACGCCUUAGUUUGCUAUGAUUCCGAAACUGAUACCUUUCAAGCAAGGCAACAAAAUGGUGGUUCGCUACGAAGGGGGAACAAUGUCCAAUGGCAUAAGCUGAGAGCUUGCCCAGUUGAAACUUCUGCAUGUGUUCGAUACGUCUCUGAUUGUUUAGAAGACUUAAAGCCAGGAGAUCAUAUUGAGAUCCAACGGAGGUUAGGAAGACAAAAUUAUUAUGAUUGGUGGUAUGGUGUUAUUGGUCACAUGGACUCAUGUAAUGAGAACGAGAAUGACUGCCGCUGUCGUUACUGCGAGACGUUGAUCGUGGAGUUCAAACAAUACUCUCAAGGGUCAAGAAUGAGACGAAUAAAGCUACACAGAAAGAGGGAACAAUGUGAAGAACAAGCCGAAUACUAUGGAGGAAUAAGAAAGCUUCAAAAUGAGGAGGAGAUCGAAAGAUGGAAGAAGCUCUUACCACUUCAUCUUAGAAAAUAUUAUUGUGAAAUUAAGUCGACAUAA
Messenger RNA from Gastrolobium bilobum, 957 nucleotides. RefSeq names its product F-box protein At2g26850-like. The transcript has 5 exons. Bases 1 to 957 code for a protein of 318 amino acids. Gene Ontology annotation, molecular function: protein binding. The record is from RefSeq and is a predicted model, not a curated record. NCBI's taxonomy places the organism in Eukaryota, Viridiplantae, Streptophyta, Magnoliopsida, Fabales, Fabaceae.